Apis florea (little honeybee) is the source of this 1985-nucleotide messenger RNA. RefSeq names its product SET domain-containing protein SmydA-8. The record is from RefSeq and is a predicted model, not a curated record. NCBI's taxonomy places the organism in Eukaryota, Metazoa, Arthropoda, Insecta, Hymenoptera, Apidae. Gene Ontology annotation, molecular function: protein binding.
UAUUCUGACAAAAUUCUUUAAGAUCAGUUGUUAGAAAAUAAUUCUUUUCAAAAUCAUCAUCAUUGUUUAAUAUGAAUAUUCAGGAUAUAAUCGAACCAAAAGAAGUGGAAGAAGUAUUUGUAUCUCAUUUGAAGGAAAAUAAAAUCUUUCAAGAACAACAACUAUGGACUGUUGGUUAUUCAUCGCUGGGCGGUCGUGGUAUGUUCGCCACUCGAGACAUCAAACAAAACGAAUUGAUCUUCAUCGAUGCACCUUUGAUAGUCGGGCCAAAGUGUUCAAAUAAACAUACAAAAAUGUGCGUAUGUUGUUAUAAAAACGAAUGCCCGUUAUUUCCAUGCGAUAAAGGUUGCGGUUUGCCGGUUUGUUCCACUCAAUGUGAGAAUUCGCCGAACCAUGUGAACGAAUGUGAAUAUUUGAGAUCAUUGGUACCGAUUUGUGGUACCGAUUGGUGCUUGAAUUUAUUGUUAGCUACGAUACCAAUACGUGGUCUUUUUAUGACAAAAAUGCAGCGUAAAUGUUUGGCCACUCUUCAAUACAAUAAAAAUCUAUUUUCAAAAUAUGAGAUUGAAUUGCUCAAGAAAAAUGUAAUGAAUUCUCCAAGCGACGAAGACAUAGAGAUGAUGGAACGCGUAUGCAGAGCUUUUAACACAAAUUCGUUUGAAACGAUUCGUGUUCAUGACAAAGACCAUUCUACAAAUUUACGAGGACUUUAUCCCCUGGGUUCAUUGCAAAAUCAUUGUUGUAUACCAAAUACAAGACAUUAUUUUGAUGAAGAAUUUCAAUUAUAUGUUAGGGCUGCUCUUCCAAUUUCUACUGGAGAAGAGAUCACUAUGUCCUACACAAGCUUAUUUUGGGAUACAACAUUGCGGCGGCAAUUUCUGAAUGUGACUAAAAAUUUUUCUUGCAUGUGUAAAAGAUGUAGUGAUCCUACGGAAUUUAAUUCCAAAUUAGGUGCACUUUUGUGUGCAUCUGAUAAAUGUUGUGGAGAAUUAUUACCAAAAAAUCCUCUUAAUAUGAGAACAUCUUGGAUUUGUAAUAAAUGUACCAUAUCGGUAAAUCAUAGACAGAUAUGUUCGAUUCGAUCAGGUUUAGCUGCUAUCAUAGAGGAAGUUAUAUAUAAAACACCACGCGAGAUCUUUAAGUUUCUACAAAAAGAUCUUUCAAUUAUAGUUCCUCAGAGUAAUUAUCUUAUUAUGGAUGUGAAAUUUCGAAUUAUUUCAUAUUAUGGCAGAAGUGACGAUCUUCAAUGGAAAGAUUUAACUGAUACUGAAUUGGAUAUCAAGGCAAAUUACUGCAAUGAUUUACUUUCCGUAUUAGAUACUUUAAACAGUGGUGAUUCUACAAAAAAGGGUCUCAUUUUAUAUGAAUUAUAUUGCACAAAUCUUGAAAAAAUGAAACGAUUCGAACAAUCAGAUAUUCAGAAGAUUGAUGAAAAUCAAUGUUUAUUAAAAGAAGUAAUUAAUAUAUUGCAAAAUGAUACUAUUUCAGCUGUUAGAUUCGAAUACGAUCAAAAAUAUUUUAAAAAAUAAUUAUUAUAUGCAAAAAUAUAAAGAAAAUAUUGUCGAUAAUAUAAAAUUUAGUUAUAAUUGUGUAAUCAAAAAAUUUAAAAGAAUAAAAAUAAUGUAUAAUUUUUAAAAUCAAAAAAUUGUAUAUAAUAUUUAAAAAUAUAAUAUAAAAAAAUAUAAUAUUUAAAAAAUUAUAUAUUUUUCAAAUAUAUCAUUAUUUGUAAUAUUCAAUUGAAGUUGUUAUAAUUUUGAUAGAGAGAAUAUAAAAAUUGAAUAAUAAAAGACAUUUAAUUAUGGAAAAUUAAAGAACUAGAUAUUAAGAAAAAAGUAUCAAUUUAAUCUCUUUUUACAUUGCACCAUAGAUGGCUAAGUUUGCAGCAGAAAAUAUCUAAAUAGCUGAACUAGACUAGCAAGUAACAAAAUGAUGCACUUAUGCUCUAUACUAUUUUAUAAUAUAAUGUAGUAGCAAAGUGCAAUUCU